Molecule: messenger RNA, 7724 nt
Organism: Orcinus orca (killer whale)
Lineage: Eukaryota; Metazoa; Chordata; Mammalia; Artiodactyla; Delphinidae
Gene: PAICS
Product: phosphoribosylaminoimidazole carboxylase and phosphoribosylaminoimidazolesuccinocarboxamide synthase
Exons: 17
Coding region: 16-2985 (989 amino acids)
Biological process (GO): 'de novo' IMP biosynthetic process
Molecular function (GO): phosphoribosylaminoimidazolesuccinocarboxamide synthase activity
Source: RefSeq, a predicted model, not a curated record
CAGGUCACUUUCAACAUGGAGAGUGGAGCAGGAAAGCACUGGACUGAGGAAGAGGUUAAAGCUUUGCUAAGUAUCUGGGCAGAAAAAAAUAUACGAAAACAACUCUAUGGAACCCUGAGAAAUAAAGGAAUAUUUAUCUACAUUGCUAAAAGGCUGCAAGCACUAGGAGUAUACAGAGAUUGGAAACAGUGCCGGGCAAAGUACAAAAAUCUCAAAUAUGAAUACAGAACGGUUAAAUAUGCCCACAACUCUGGAGACAGCUCUAAAACUAUGAAGUUCUUCCAUGAUUUGGAUGCGAUCCUGCAGUAUGAACCUGCCACACAAUUAACAGAGGAAGAUGCAAAUGACAGGUGCCUGGCAACGCUGAGCCAAAGUACAGCCCCAGAGAUCACAGAAGGCAAAAUGUCAGUUACAUCAGUAGACAAGGAAGACAUCCCAGGAAAUCCUUUACUUUUGGUUUCUCAUGUCAGACCAAUGGAACUAGGUAACUCUCCACCAAUAAUGGAACCCCCUAAUAAUCCAACUUUCAUUCCAGCUGUAGCAAAUGAAGGAGGAAAACACUGGACUGUGCCAGAAGUCAGGGCUCUGAUAGGCAUCUGGUCUGAUAAAGGCAUACAACAACAACUAGAGGGAACAGUGAGAAAUAAGAGGAUAUUUGAACAAAUUGCUGCCGAGCUUCAGAAACUCGGAAUAGAGAGAGACUGGAAGCAGUGCAGAACAAAGUACAAAAACUUAAAACAUGAAUACAAGAUUGUAAGAAUGGCUCAAGACCUAGGCAUGACUAAGAGUAUGAAAUUUUUUACUGAGUUGGAUGCUAUUCUGGGACACAGUAAAACAGAAAACUCACAAGAACAGGAAUCCCACGAUGGAAAGGAAGCCACAGGAUGUGCCAAUGUAAAAAUGGAAGAGGAUCAGACAGUCAUUACUGGAGAUGCAGCUGAAGAUGACUCGGUCAGUAAUAUGUCAGAAGACCUAAGAGAGACAGAUACGAGACAAAGCCCUGGCACAGAGGAAGACACUGUAAGUACUGCCUCAGAAGAGGUGCGUGGCCCCACAGCACUGCACAGUAUCACUGGGUCAGGUAAUCAUAUUCCUUUAGAAGAUGCUAAAAGUCAUUUACAGAUUAUAACAGUGAGCAACACAGAGGCUGGAAAACACUGGUGUGACAAUGAGGUCAGAGCACUUAUAAACAUAUGGUCUGACGAAAAAAUUAAGCAAAUGCUUGAAGGGGCCACAAGAAACAAAGAAAUAUUUGAGGAAAUUGCCAGAAGACUAAUGCAGUUUGGAAUAGACAGAGACUGGAAACAAUGUCGUACCAAAUACAAAAAUUUUAAAUAUGAAUACAGAGUUUUACAAAAGAAAACUGGCAACCCUCAAGGAAAAAUGAGAUUUUAUGAAGAAGUUGAUGGCCUCCUAAGACAACCAUCUCUCAGAACUGCCAAAUGGAAACAUGAAUUAUUUGAAAGUCAUACCCAAAACCCAAGAACUUUGAGAAUCAAGAGAAGAGCACAUGAAGACGAACCAGCGGCAGUAUCUCUUAAGAAAACUGCUCCUGAGAUCACUGCAAAUCAGUUUCCUCAAAGAAGAACAGAACCAAAAGAUUGUACAGAAUGUUUUUGCAGUCAGGAGACCCCCUACGUGACCCAACUUCAUCAGAGUCCUGCCUCUCUUCCUAGAGCUGCCGCUGCUUCCAGACCACUCCGGAUAAUGGCGACAGCCGAGGUACUGAAGAUUGGUAAAAAACUCUAUGAGGGUAAAACAAAAGAAGUCUAUGAAUUGUUGGAUAGUCCAGGAAAAGUCCUCCUGCAGUCCAAGGACCAGAUUACAGCAGGAAAUGCAGCCAGGAAGAAUCACCUUGAAGGAAAAGCUGCAAUCUCAAAUAAAAUUACCAGUUGUAUUUUUCAGCUGUUACAGGAAGCAGGUAUCAAAACUGCUUUCACCAGAAAAUGUGGAGAGACAGCUUUCAUUGCACCUAAGUGUGAAAUGAUUCCAAUUGAAUGGGUUUGUAGAAGAAUAGCAACUGGUUCUUUUCUCAAAAGAAAUCCUGGUGUCAAGGAAGGAUAUAAGUUCUACCCACCUAAAGUAGAGAUGUUUUUCAAGGAUGAUGCUAAUAAUGAUCCGCAGUGGUCUGAGGAACAGCUAAUUGCUGCAAAUUUUUGCUUUGCUGGACUUGUUAUAGGCCAAACUGAAGUGGAUAUCAUAAGUCAUGCUACACAGGCUAUUUUUGAAAUACUGGAGAAAUCCUGGUUGCCCCAGAACUGUACACUGGUUGAUAUGAAGAUUGAAUUUGGUGUUGAUGUAACCACCAAAGAAAUUGUUCUUGCUGAUGUUAUUGAUAAUGAUUCCUGGAGACUCUGGCCAUCAGGAGAUCGAAGCCAACAAAAAGACAAACAGUCGUAUCGUGACCUCAAGGAAGUAACUCCUGAAGGGCUGCAGAUGGUAAAGAAAAAUUUUGAGUGGGUUGCAGAAAGAGUAGAGUUGCUUCUGAAACCAGAAAGUCAGUGCAGGGUUGUAGUACUGAUGGGCUCAACCUCUGAUCUUAGUCACUGUGAAAAAAUUAAGAAGGCUUGUGGAAAUUUUGGCAUUCCCUGUGAACUUAGGGUAACAUCUGCCCAUAAAGGACCAGAUGAAACUCUGAGGAUUAAAGCUGAGUAUGAAGGGGAUGGCAUUCCUACUGUAUUUGUGGCAGUGGCAGGCAGAAGCAAUGGUUUAGGACCAGUGAUGUCUGGUAACACAGCAUAUCCAGUUAUCAGCUGUCCUCCCCUCACUCCAGAUUGGGGAGCUCAGGAUGUGUGGUCUUCUCUUCGAUUACCCAGUGGUCUUGGCUGUUCAACCAUACUUUCUCCAGAAGGAUCAGCUCAGUUUGCUGCUCAGAUAUUUGGAUUAAACAACCAUUUGAUUUGGGCCAAACUGCGAGCAAGUGUAUUGAACACCUGGAUUUCCUUGAAGCAGGCUGACAAGAAAAUCAGAGAGGGCAAUUUAUAAGAAAGAACAUCAUUGCAUUGUUUAGGAGAAAAACUAUAAAUUUCUAGUUUAGCUGCAGAAAAAAGAAAUCAAGCAAGAUGAAAAGAUUUUAAAUCAAUCAGAGAAAACAAAAUUUAAAAGUGAAUGAAUGCCUCUCUAGAUUCAUGAAUUAGUAGAAUAAAUGUACAUAUUUAUUAGUAUUUCUUUAUAAGUAGUGAAAUUAGUAUACAUUUAAAAUUAAUCUCUUACCCACAUAUGGUCAGUUAGGUAGGCAGUAUAAUUAAAUAUAUUUCUUAAAUGAUAAUAAUGUUCUAUUAUAGAGCUCUAAAGUUACUACUUCCUACAUCUGAGUCCAUAAGUUUUAGAAACUUAAAAUGGUUGUAUCUUAGGGUGGUUAAGAGCAAUAUAGUCCUCUUUCACAUUAUGAUCUUUACAAAACUCUAGGGCAUGGUUUUUUAUUUGCAGUCAGUAUGUCAGAAAAUGAUGUUGUAUUUAUCUCUAGCUAUAGCUAGAGAUGAUGUUUGGGUUUGAUAUUGCCUUUUUUAAGAAAAGCUGAGAUUGACUCUGGGGGUAAGAAAGACAUGAAUUAAGAUGAAGGGGCACUGUGGAAACCAUGGAGAGACUUCUGAGAACUUCUCUGUUAAGUGUCAGGGCAAUUUCCCAUGGAAAAGAAGUAGAGUCACCUUUGCCAUUGCAAAUGAGUUAGUAAAUCUUACUUGGCUCUGUAGGUCAUAAAAUUCUUUUAAUUCUGAUAACAUAUUUUAGCCAGACUAACAAUCCCCAAACUACCAUCAUUUUCAAAAAUUGGAAUCUCCCAGUUAAUACCCAUAACUAGUUUCUUUCUUGUAAUAGUAUUAAGUCUAGUAUACCCAGCAAAAUGCACUUCUAAAGGAGCAGUUGUUACUGAGAGGUAUGAUAGUUCAUCAUGAGUCUAUAAACCAUAUUUGGAAAUAUCAGUGUUACAUUACACAGCCUUGAGGAUUUUAUAGAUCAUGAAACUUUAAUCCAGGUGUCUAUGAACCCCUUAAGCUUACAUGUAAAAUUUUAUGUAUAUGUUCACUUCUAUGAGAAGGGGGCAAUCAAUUUUUACCAAAAAGAUGUGUCCCCCCCCCCUCAAAAUGUUAAGAAUCUCUGCUAUGAAAUCUUGACAAAUCAAGAUGAAAUCUUGACACUGGCCUACCCGGUCUAUGCUUUUUCACUUCCCUCUCAACUGUUAGCAAGCUGGCAUCUCAUCACUUCCUUCACCUGAUCUCUGUGCGGUAUGACUGACCUAACUUCCUUUCUUGGGCUAUACACCAAGUUGUUCCAACCUCAAUCUUAAUCAUUCCUCAUAUUUUACUCUUUCCCUUAAGUAUUGAUGUUUCCUACUAUUGAGUUCAUUGUUUACAAAUAAUGGUAGGAUAAUUUUAAUUCUUUACAAUGUCUGUAGACUUGUAUUUUCAGCUGUCCAUUUCUGUCUGAAUGGUCUAAACUUAACUCAUCUUCCACCAAGCCUGUAUCUGGCUGCACUCACUGUCCCAAAUUAAUUUUAUCCUUGAUGUUUUUCUCUGACCUUUCAUUUCUAACUCAUUACCAGGUCUUGAAUUUACCCUGUUUACCCAUCCACUGUACAUAAACCUCAAGCAAGGGUCAAAUUCUGUAUUAGCCUGAUCUAGGUCUUUUUUUUUUUGUGGUACGCGGACCUCUCACUGUUGUGGCCUCUCCUGUUGCGGAGCACAGGCUCCGGACGCGAAGGCUCAGCGGCCAUGGCUCGUGGGCCCAGCCGCUCCGCGGCAUGUGGGAUCUUCCUGGACCGGGGCACGAACCCGUGUCCCCUGCAUCAGCAGGCGGACUCUCAACCACUGCGCCACCAGGGAAGCCCUAGGUCUUCCUUCUUAACCCAACCUUUUUGAGGUUGAUUGUCCAAGGACUUACAACAAAAACUCUUAAAUAAAUUUCUUUUGCAACAUAGACUCCUUUGAAAAUAUGAAUGCUGUUGACCCUCUCCCUAGAAAAUUGCACAGUAUGUUUACUAACAGGUUCCAUUUGUUCCUGGGUUCCUUGAAGCCUAUCCAUAGUCUGUAGGUUAAGAAUUGCUGUUGUAACCCAUCAAGGGAACUUGCUUUCCUCUUUUUCAGACUGUUGCAUAUCUGUACGUUUAGUUCUUAGAAUGUUCUCAUUUGUCAUUAAAAUCUACUUGUUAAGUUACUAGAGCUUCAUCUUCGCUUUCUCCAUGAAACCUUCCCUGAUAAACCUUCCAGCUACAGUGGCUACAAGUACUUUCUCUGUUGGAUUGUAAGCUCCCAAAGAGGAGAAAAUGUAAUUCUACAGUUUAUUUCCCUUACAUUGUCUUAUGCUCUGAUGUGCUAAUGCCUAGCUGUCUGUUAGAAAUGGGGGAAUUAUAAAAAUCAUGUACUGCUUUAUUUUCUAAAGUUAGAUCACAAGAACAAUUAAAAAGAUUUAAUUUUAACAUCUUUGAACUUGGGCUUCAUAGUCUCUGAAUAGUCAUUGGCUGCUAUUUCAACUCUUCUGUCCCUACCGAGCAAAAGCUCCACCUGUUUCUGUGCAGUACAUAAAAAUUUCAAACACUGAUUGAGACUCAUAGAUAGGACUGACCUUUAUCAAUGGUCAUUAUUAGUUUCUUAAUAGAGUACAUAUAACCCUCAGUAGUAUAGUUCAUCAAUGCUAGAGUAAAUACUUGUUUGAAAGUAUUUUAACUGUUAUAAAAAGUAAUUUACACAAACCUACCUGGUUUGCCAUCUUUGGGUGUUUAUACUUUCUGUGGGCUUAUAGUUAAAUAGAGGAAGAAAAAUUGUGUCCGAAUAACACUGUACUUAAACUUUAUAUCUUAAAGCCACACUUAGAAUUGCUUUAAUGCCUCCUGAAAUUUAAAACAAAGCAGCCAAAUAAAAGGCAAGGAUAAGCUCUUGUGUGAAGCUUUAUUCAUUCAUCCAUGUGUGAAAUACACAUUUUGCCUUAUUUUAUUCUAGGCCCUAGGAAAGCAACACUGAACAGAGACAAGGCCCUCGCCCUCACAAAAUUUACAUUUUAUUGGGGAUAACAAACCAUAAAAGAUAAAUCAGAUAGAUUCAGGGAAGUAUUAAGUGCACAUGAAGAACAGCCAAGGUGAGAGGACAGUGAUGGGGUAAGAGGAAGGUUUUUAAGGAGAGCAGGGCAAUGAUGUAAAAGAGGAAGCCAUGCAAAGAUAUGGGGAAAUAGUUUCCCAGACUAAAAGAACAGAAAGUAAAAUAGCUUUGCCUUUUUGAGGACCUGCAAACAUGCUAAUAUUGCUGGAGCUCUGUGAGCAAGGGUAAGAGUGGAAGGAGAUAUUGAUGUAAGCAAAGGCUAGAUAACUUAGGGCCUACAGACCACACUGAAGUGUGUCAGGAAAAACCAUUGGUAAGUUUGAGCAGGGGCUGACAUGAUGUAUUCAACAGGUUUUAAAGUAUUCUCUGGCUGUUGUGUGGAUUAGAGGAGAAGCAAGGAGAUUAGUUAAGAAGCUACUGUAGUCCAGUUGAGAGAAGAUGUGACCUUCAACAAGUUACUUAAAUUUUUUGUGCCUCAAUUUCCUUGUGUGUAAAGUGGGACUAAUACUACCAACCUCAGGGUGAUUGAGAGUUAAAUGAGUCAAUAUAUGUAAAGUAUAUCCUAGCACAUGAAUGCAUUAUGUAAAAAUCUAUUUGGCUGACUGUAUAGAAUGAGUAGAGUUGAUUCCAUGAAAAUUACCUUGAAUUUGAUAUUCCCUUCAGCUGAUUUAAUUUCUAAAAACAGGAAAAAAGGGCAGAGUCAGCAUAAUGUGACUUAAAUAAAACAUGACAGGCCAUAGAACAUCCACAAUUUCUCCCUGCCAUCUUCAGCCCAGCAGUCCUUGGAAAGCCAGUGGAAACGCUUACUUUUAAUGGUGCCUUUUGCAUUUAACUCCUCACAACCUCAAAUACUUGGGGUGGGGUUGUUAACCCAGCACUGUGGUACAGUGAAAAUAGCAGUAGAAUGGGAAUGAAAAGAUUUCCUUGGGCACGUUUCUCUUUGAGCUUCAGUAACUCCUUGCACUCUGUCCUCAAUCCCUCUUACCUUUCCUUACUUUUCUUCGUAGAAUUUAUUACCACCAAACAUGGUAUAUAUUUAUUUAUUGCCUCUCUCUCCCAACUAGAAAAUACAUUCCAUGAGUACACUAGGUUGUCUUUUUGUUGUUAAUUGUAUCCCAAGCGACUAGUACUGAUAUAAUGCCUGACAUUGGCAUUUAGAAGGCACUCAAUAAAUAUUUGUGUAAUGAAUAUAUGUACAAAUUCCCAUAGGUAUGGCAACAUGGAACCAUACAUAACUAAAUAUUAGAGGAGUAUAACAUGCAAGGGGAGUAGACAGUAACAAAAUAUCAUAAAGGACCUUACAUGCUAGGCUUUGUAGUUUGGAUUUCAUCCGGAGGAUAGAAGAGUGACAUCAGGUAUAUGCUUUAAAACAUCACUCUGGGGCUUCCCUGGUGGAGCACUGGCUAAGAAUCCACCUGCCGAUGCAGGGGACACGGGUUCGAUCUCUGGUCCGGGAAAAUCCCACAUGCUGCGGAGCAACUAAGCCCGUGAGCCACAACUGCUGAGCCGGCGUGCCGCAACUACUGAAGCCCAUGCGCCUAGAGCCCGUGCUCCGCAACAAGAAAAGUCACCGCAAUGAGAAGCCCAUGCACCGCAACAAAGAGCAGCCCCCACUCGCUGCAACUAGAGAAAGCCUGUGCGCAGCAACAAAGACCCAAUGCAGCCUAAAAUAAAUAAAUUUAUUUUUUAAAAAAA